Messenger RNA from Solanum dulcamara, 1659 nucleotides. Its product is annotated as probable 2-oxoglutarate-dependent dioxygenase SLC1. NCBI's taxonomy places the organism in Eukaryota, Viridiplantae, Streptophyta, Magnoliopsida, Solanales, Solanaceae. The record is from RefSeq and is a predicted model, not a curated record. Bases 92 to 1237 code for a protein of 381 amino acids. The transcript has 4 exons.
CCAUCUCCUUUUCAACUGCUAUAGUUCAUACUACAUAUAUACACAUACCAAUUCCUCUAUAUAUUUCCCUUCUUUAUUUUUUACAAAAAAAAUGUCUCCAGCAUUGGCAAAAUCUGCUGAAAAAUUGAAGAAUGAAAUUGAAGAUUAUCAUAAAGGAGUGAAGUAUUUGCAUGAAAGUGGAAUUCAAAAAGUUCCAAAGAAAUACAUUUUUCCUAUUUCAGAAAGACCAAAUUCUUAUACUAUAAAUGGAAAGACACAAGUUGCUAGCAAAGGACACAAUCUUAAGCUUCCCAUCAUAGAUUUUGGUCAACUCUAUGGUCCUAAUAGAGCUCAAGUUCUUGAUUCACUAUCCUAUGCUUGUGAAAACUAUGGAUUUUUCCAGUUGGUAAACCAUGGAAUUCCAGAAGAGGUAAUAAAAAACAUGGUGGAUGUUGGAGGAAGGUUCUUUGAUCUUCCAUUAGUAGAAAGGGAAAAGUACAUGACAAAUGACAUGACAACACCAGUUAGAUAUGGGACAAGUUUUAAUCAAACAAAAGAUGGUGUCUUUUGUUGGAGGGACUUUCUCAAGUUGGUUUGUGACCCCCUCCCUAAUGUCCUUCCUCAUUGGCCUUCUUCUCCCUCUGAUUUUAGGGAAAUGGCAGUUGCAUACUCAAAAGAGACCAAAAUCUUAUUUAUAAAGUUAGUGGAAGCCAUCCUAGAAAGCCUUGGAAUUAAUGUUGCAACAAAAAACAAGACACAACAAAAUGAUGAUGAUGAUGAAGAAAUGUUAAAAGAAUUUGAAGAUGGAAGCCAGCUAAUGGCUAUCAAUUUUUAUCCACCUUGUCCUAAUCCUGAUUUGACACUUGGAAUGCCACCUCAUUCUGAUUAUGGAUUCCUAACUCUUCUUCUUCAAGAUGAGGUUGAAGGUUUGCAAGUUAAGUGCAAAGAUGAUUGGGUCACUAUUCAACCUAUCCCUGGUGCUUUUGUGGUCAAUGUUGGUGACCACCUCGAGUUAUUUAGCAAUGGGAAAUACAAAAGUGUAUUACAUAGAGUUCUUGUAAACUCUUUGAAGUCAAGAAUUUCAGUGGCUUCUUUGCAUAGUCUCCCAUUCAAUAGCAUAAUAAAGCCAUCACCUAAAUUAAUUAGUGAAACAAAUCCAAGACUUUACAAAGAUACAAAUUUUGCUGCAUUUCUUGAGUACUUAAAAUCUUGUGAUUCCACGAACAAAAGUUUCCUUGAGACAAGGAAGAUAACAUGAGAAAAAAUAAUCAAUCAAACAAUACUAGAAAAGUUCAAUUUUGAUUUUCAUAGAAGAAGAAGCAACGGUUCACCAGCCAUUACAGUUGAUCUUUCAUCAAUGAUUCUUUUCGUUGCAAUUCUGACGGUUGACCUUUCAAUAUAAGGUCACGACGAGACAAGCCCUUUAUCAUUAUGAUAAGUGUCAAGUGAAAGUGCAGUGAAAGAAUCGAAACAAUUUAGACAUGUUUUGUGUAUUUUGACUUUUAAAUUAUUAGUACUUGUUUAAUUUUUUUGAUUGGUUAGAUCAAUUAUUAUAAGAAAUUAUUGGUUUGGUAUAUAGUUCACAUCAAGUUAACGACAUAUCUAUUUGUAUUGAGAUUGUAAUAGACGUAUAUACAAUAGCUCUAGCUUCUUUCAAAUCAUUUCUUUUCCAAGGAAUCU